GUCCGCAGCCCUGUUUUCUCAAAACCCGACCAGCUGCUCUGCCCAGGCCUGGCCGGGCAUCAGCUGUGCAGGGAAGCUGGAAUCCGACCCCUGGCGCUGGGCCUGGUCUCCAUGGCAGCUGCGGGUUUAUUACAGGGGCCUCCGCCCAGCUUGGCGGACUUUCGACUUGAAGCAGAGAGGAAGGAAACCAAGAAGGCAGUCCUGGGAGCAGGGAGCCAGGGGUGCAGCCCGAGGCCCCGAGAUGGCCAAGUUUCUUUCCCAGGACCAAAUUAAUGAGUACAAAGAAUGCUUCUCCCUGUACGACAAGCAGCAGCGGGGGAAGAUAAAAGCCACCGACCUCAUGGUAGUGAUGAGGUGCCUAGGGGCCAGCCCGACCCCGGGGGAGGCGCAGCGGCACCUGCAGACUCACGGGAUAGGCAAAAAUGGAGAGCUGGAUUUCUCCACUUUCCUGACCAUUAUGCACACACAAAUAAAACAAGAGGACCCAAAGAAAGAAAUUCUUUUGGCCAUGUUGAUGGCGGACAAGGAGAAGAAAGGCUACAUCAUGGCGUCUGAGCUGCGGUCAAAACUCACGAAACUUGGGGAGAAGCUCACCCACAAGGAAGUGGAUGAUCUUUUCAGGGAAGCAAAUAUCGAACCAAACGGCAAAGUGAAGUAUGACGAAUUUAUCCACAAGAUCGUCACCCCGGUGCGAGACUACUGAGUAGCGAAGAGAUUGUAAGAAAGCCUCCCUGAGCCUGAAAAGUCAGAUGGAUGAAUUUUCAAGGAAAGUGUUCCUCUCACUCCAGGGAGGCAGCACGGCAGCAAGAUGACAUUACCUAACUGUAGCAGAGGCUCACUGAGCAAAUGAAAUGAUUUUGGCCAUGGAAUUAGCAUGUCCUUAAUAAAAGGUUUUUAUUAAUUUUA
Messenger RNA from Phyllostomus discolor (pale spear-nosed bat), 906 nucleotides. It is a transcript of the gene CALML4, whose product is annotated as calmodulin like 4. Gene Ontology annotation, molecular function: calcium ion binding. Gene Ontology annotation, cellular component: myosin II complex. NCBI's taxonomy places the organism in Eukaryota, Metazoa, Chordata, Mammalia, Chiroptera, Phyllostomidae. The record is from RefSeq and is a predicted model, not a curated record. The transcript has 5 exons. Bases 242 to 703 code for a protein of 153 amino acids.